Molecule: messenger RNA, 1209 nt
Organism: Parastagonospora nodorum SN15
Lineage: Eukaryota; Fungi; Ascomycota; Dothideomycetes; Pleosporales; Phaeosphaeriaceae
Exons: 1
Coding region: 1-1209 (402 amino acids)
Source: RefSeq, a predicted model, not a curated record
AUGUCCACAGAGUCCCCACCUGCGACCGUAUCAUCAAGCACCGCAACGCCAUUGCCAUCUCAUGAGGAUUCGUCAGGCAACACGGUAUCUUCGCCAAAUCCGGUCAUGUCUUUCUCGACAACAUUGGCACCGUCGUCGCAAAUGGCCGAGGUGAUGGCCAGUGGGUCGACUCCUGACGCUAUUACAACAAGCGUAACGUAUUCGUCAGCUUCUGCUGACGUUGUGUCGAGCACCAUCACUGACUCGAUGCUGCCGGCAUCAUCUCCUUCCAGCAGUUCGAAAUCCUCGUGGAUCAGUUUGACGUCACCCUCCACUGAAACCGAGACGUCAUCUUUACCAUCGCCAACCUCAUCCUCAACCUCCUCAACCUCAUCCUCAACAGUACACGACGCCGUUUCGACAACCUCUUCGAUUAUAGACGCUUCGAUUAUAGACGUAUCGUCGACCUCCAUUGAUGUUACAUCAGGCAGCCUGAAAACUUCAGUUUCCACGUUCUCUAUUGAUCCAUUUCAGACUCCAUCUACCAGUAUGGAUAUUACUUCAACAGAGUCUGCGACCCUUGCCAUUAUCGAAACGACAACCACUACAUUCAGCGACCUGGCCACCACCCCCAUAGCAAGCCCCACGCCUGAAUGUUUCGCAUAUCCAUCGAACUAUGUUCAGAACGGCGAUUUUGAUGUUCCAAGCUCCGGAACUCCCUUCUGGGAUAUUACGCAAAGUCCCAGUAAUGGCCCGUGGAACUUGACUCGUUGGGGAGCUACUGGAGCUUGGAGUGGAUCCGGGGUUGGUGGCACCUGGUCUUUGUCUGCAAAGACAUCAACGGGUAAUGUGGGCAAGGCACAAGGAACAAUAUCUAUUCGACAGGAUGGGAUUUUCAUUCCUGAUGGUACUGUCGUGGAUGUUUCCGCAUCGUUCCGACCAACACGCUCGGCUAAACACAAUUCUAGCGCACCGUAUGUGUUUACUUUGAGGUUCGAUAACUCCGUCAUCGAUACUUUCAAGCCAGACACCAAGUCUAGCCAGUAUUCCGAUUACCGCCGAUUGACAAAGACCAUGGUGUCUGUUGUCGGAGAUGGACCCCACUCGGUCGAGCUUCUAGUCCAGACGAAGGGCAGCGACAACACAUGGAUUUUUGACGCGGAUGAUUUCACAAUUGCUGCUCGGCAUGGGCCUAAUCACAUGGAGUUAUGCAGCUCGCUAAUAUCAUAG